AUGUUCCCACAAGGAAUCCAGAGGCAGCUGCAGUGUAAGUGUAGACGGUCAGUCGAUCAUCGCACAGGCAGUUCCUGUGUCUCCCUGACCUUCUCCUCUGCUUUAAACUGACCUUUUCACCUGUCUAAAACCCCUUGUAAUGCUGUCACCCUGGACAUGCUUUUCACCUACUACUUGACUCUAUACGUAAAAGGUAGGAGGUAACGUGUUAAUCCCGGGAAUGUCAAAUAGUGUACUGUAAAAAGCACAACAGUAACCUUUGAACUUUUAACGUUGUAAAUCCUGACCUCGUUCUACUAACCUACAAGGUAUUUAGUGUCUCUGACUGAAAGACAUUGGGUAGCAAAUUACAAUAGGUAAAAAUAAAUAUUCUCAACAGUUUAACCCACACACAAAUGUCACAUAUACAGUAUCUUCCCUGGGUCAUUCCAACAAUUUGGUGCCUUUUGAGAUAUGUAACUUGGUGAAAAAAAGGUUUGAUUUAAUAAAAACUUAAUAAAAAACAUGUUUUCAAAUCUCAAGAGGUUAAAUAUAAAAUAACACGGUUGACAUCAUACAUCUACCAUAAAUUCCCUUGUGACGGGGAAUGGAAGUUUGUGUGCAACAGGAAGGGACAAUUGAAUGCAAGCUUCAAAAAACUAAAUGAAAUUGUUAAAACAUUUCUAGCCUGUCUAUCUAUGGGUAACAGGGUUGAUGUGAUAUGCUCGACCCACUCAGUUUUCCACCACAAAAAAAACAGAAAAUUGCCAAAGAACCAGCUCACCUGCUUUUACACUAUGAUUUGACUAUUAGAUGUUCAAUGUUUAUUUUAUUUUGUAUCUUCUCUUUAACUCUGCAUUGUUGUAAAAGGACCCGUCAGUAAGCAUUUCACUGUUAGUCUACAUAUGUUGUCUACGAAGCAUGUGACAAAUAACAUUUGAUUUGUUUCUUUUGAAACUUUUUUUUUAAAAGGAAUAGUUUCAACAUAUUAAAAUGAGAUUUCAGUUCACGUAACAGGGUAGACCUUAAAAUGAGGGACAAGUUUUUUUGUUUGUUUUUUACCUUAAAAUGAAUCAAUAAUCACAUGAAAUAAAUAAUAGUAUUAAGAAAUGACUUUUUCAAAACAACUAAAUAACUAGGGCUUUAGAAUGAUGAUGAAAUUCUGGGGUUAAGUAGGUUAAAGUCUUUUUGGAAUUCACAGAGGGUGCACAGAGUGACAUGUCAAAAUGCUGAAUCUUUAUUCAUAUUAGAAAUCUGAUUUAUUGAAUUAUCCAUGUGGUCUAUAUUAAAGGGUACUUCAUUUAAACAGGCUUUUAAAAUGCAAUAUUGGUGCAACAUUUCUACUUUAAAUACCAAAGGGAUGCAAAAGACACGUAUUUUGUGGAACGACCCCCCUAUCUGUGUUGAAUAUCACAUUAAGAGCAACUGAAAAGACCUGAGACGAUCAAUAUCACUUCCAGUCCACUUCCAGAUUACCUUACAUCGAUAAAACACACGUUUUUAUCCCCACCUAAAUCAAUAUCUGCAAAACAAUUAGAUUAUCUAGAUUAGAACUAUAGAGAGGGAAGAUGCAGACAGCAAAAUGCUACAGUUUAAAUACAGCUACAGAGAAAAUACAGCUUAAUGAGUGGCCCAUUCUAGCAAAGUGCUCUCUCUCAUUGAGAAGCUAACGUUGCUCCUUUCUGGUGAGCUGAUGUGACAUUCCCCUCCCAGCCUGAUAGAGGAGCACAAAGGAUGCGGCUGAAAGGUGACAUCACAGCCAUCGUGUGCAUGGAUGACAGAAUAUUUCUAAACAGGCCUUUUUCCUUCCCAGCUUGAAAUGCAAGAACAUACAAUUCACAGCUCAAAUGCCAUGGCAUUACUAAGCAAAUGUUCAAUUACUAUCUAAUUGUUAGUCCAUCUGAUUGUGAUGGAUCCGUAAGAAACAUAAUGAACAGAGAGUGCAAAAGAACACAAGUGAUGUUGGAAAAGCCCAUCAUAUGCAAUUCUUGUCAGUGAAUCAUCAUUGUACCAAAAUGCUGAUGUCAGUAAAUAUAAAUAUAGAGAGGCAGCCUACCAUACUGAUCUGAAUACCUAAUUGCCAGGCCGAACAAUUAUUGAUGGGCUGGGUAAAAAUCUGUCACGACUAUCCUGAACACAUUAUGCUACUGUAAAUGCAUUACAUAUUUAAAAAAUAAAAAUGCCUUCAAUGACAUUCAAUGCAUUCACUGACAAAGCAGCACUGCCUAUAGUUGCAUCUUACUGCAUUGAUGCAUUAAGGAACCAAUGCAUGCAGGGUAAUAUUGUACUGUACUGGUCAAGGUGAGAUCUCAACAUAAAAGUAUACUUCUCAUUGCUUUUUCCUGCCAUCAAGUGAACCCUGGCUGCAGUGGCAAGGAAUUUCCCAUAGGAGAGGGGAAUGAGUACACACCCCUACACUGCAAAAGGCCCAGUUCUGACUGCAUGCACUGACACAGCAGAUUGCUUAAAGGGAAAGGAAUCCCACAUGCACAUAUCACUACAAUUAUGUUGCUUGCAACCAGAAAUCUGAGACAGAAAGUAUUAUUAGGUAGUAAUAAUAAUGCUUAAGAUUUUCUUUCAUUACAGGGUGAAAAAACAGUUGUUGAGUAUAGUUUUAAUUCUAAAGCACUAGGCUAGGCUACAUAAUGAUUGGAGGAGACUGGGCAUAUAGGUUUAGGGCCUAAUGACAACGCAUUUUUCACACAGUGUGAGACCUGUAUCAAUAAACCAAACAAUAAUCUAAAUGUCAUUCAAUUACUUUAAAGAACACACAGCUCAUCCAUAUCCAAACAUAUAGUAUGUCUAGAGGCUACUGCACACGUUGACAGUGACACACAAUGCGACAUACAGGUGCAAUGCAGAAUGAUAAUGUGAUCAAGUAACUUAAUGUAGCUCAACGACUGAACACUAAAGGAUCAAUAUCCAAUCUGAUCAUUGACUCACUGCAAUACGACAAAAUUAUGCUGUCUCCUACAUUUGUUUUAUGUAAAGAACUGGAAACUGAACAACCAUUUAUGCAGGAAUAGAUCCUUAUCCAGAGAACAUCUGUAGCCUAUAUGAACACAUACACACACACACAUAUAUAUAUAUAUAUAUAUAUAUAUAUAUAUAUAUAUAUAUAUAUACACAUACAUAUAUAUAUAUAUAUAUUAUCAAGAGGACACAUUUAACUCACAAAUAUAAUUUAACAAAUAUUACUAUUAUUACUAGGCUAUUAUUUAAUUCAAUCUAGAUAUUACAGGAAAAAUCUAUCAAUAUUCGAGCAACCUCACAUGGCACAAUCCUAAAGACCAAAUUCUAAAUGAUCUGAAUUUAAUAGAUCACAUGGGGAAUUAAGUCCCACUGGGCAUACACUGGUUGAAUCAAAGUUGUGUCUACGUCAUUUCAAUGAAAUUACGUUAAAACCAACGUGGAAUAGACGUUGAAUCGACGUCUGUGCCCAGUGGCAUAAAACAUUUUUCAAAUGUUGUAAUGUGAGGGACACGUUUGACAGAGAAAUCAAUGUUCUUUGGUGCCUCUGAAUACAUUUCGUGGUAAUAUUACUCCACUACAUUUAUUUUAAAGGCACGAGAAAGGCACCGCCCAAGGAGCAUUCGAUAGCAUACAUUGAUUGCCUUUCUUGAAUGUUUGAGCUCCACAUGCAGGCUAUUCUAUUCGUUAUAAUUAAACAGUGAUUGAGCCCUAUGAAACAGACUUGAUAUUCUGAAUGGUGUAGGCUAGUUUUGGUGUAGGCUAUUGCAAUGCAGUGUAGUGAUGUCUAGGAUUGCUGGCAAAACCUUUACUGAAUCUAAUAUCAAAUUGUUUAAGUUCUAUACACAUCACAUCCAUGAAAAAUCUCUAGGAAUGCAAUCCAAUAUCUAAAUAGAGAUCAUUCAUAUUUAUUAGAAUUACAUUGUAGAUAAAUCAAUGUUUCAUUGAACACCAUAUCAUAGACCUUAUUCAUAGCCAAUUCACAUGCAAUGGUUUUGGAGGAGAGACUUACCGAUUUCAUGGCAGCUGCCAUAUCAUCAUAUCUUUCAGCCUGUUCAGCCAGCCUGGCUUUCUGCACCAGCUGCUCGCGAUCAACCAUUUUAAUAUUUGGUAAGUGUGAACGUUAUUCUAUAGGUUUUGGGAUAAAAUGAUAUGUGUACUACUCGCAAUGCUGUGAAAUUCUAUGCGAACCUAGGCUACAGCUGUUCCGUAUAGUCUGUGCUCGUGCCGACGGGACACCCUUUCUCGUUCCUCACAGUUUCCCCUGGCUGCGUCAUCACUCAGAAAGGUGGGUGUCUAGCUACUGAUGUAACAGUCCUUACAUGGGAAUCCAGAGGUCCUGCAUAUGUGGGAUGAGAGCGAAUCAGAUUUCCUGUUUCAUUCCCACUAGGCAAUCAAUGGCUAUGUGGGAAAUUGAGUCCAAUAGGUCUCCUUAGUGAUUCUAAACCUAACCCUUACCCUAACCCAUAACGCUAAACCUAACCUUAACUUCAUGUCCACACCCCAGCUCAACCCUAAACCUACCUCUACCUAACACCUGACACCUGACACCUGUCACUGAACUAACCAAUCACUGUUACCAAUGCAAAGAGUGACCUCUCCUGGCAAGAUAAGCUUAAUACAACUAUUUGUCAUAUACUAGUGUCACAACUUGAUUGGGCUGCCUGUUUCCUCUGAGAAAAUCAGAUGCUAUCCUUGCAACACAACUGGAAGUCUUGCCAAACAUUUUUCAAAGGUCAGAUAUCCUUAUUCAUAUUCAAUGGGUCUGGGAAGUCCCAAAUGGAACCCUAUUCCCUAUAUAGUGCACCACUGUUGACCAAGUAGUGCACUAUAUCACACACAAUGUCAGUGCAUUAAAAUCAAGUUACUGCAGGGAGAUGGAGUGAUGGAGAAGGGACCGCCUGCUUUCUGUACAUUUAGUCCAGCGGCACCAAUCCAAUGAGUCAUUCAGAACCCCCUCUGCUGGUACAGCAUGGUAUAACGUCAUGACUCAGUGCAAAGGAUGGAUGAAUCAUCACCGCCUGUGCUAACUCCUUGCAUUUGCGAAUCACUAAGGGGUGAAUCCUAACUUCCCAUUGACAUUAAUGCAUUACUAAGUGAAAAUUCGACCUAAGUGGAAGUUUAGGAUUCACCCCUAAACGUAAUUUAUUUGGGCUUUUUUGACAUAGUUUCAGAGGACUGUAGGUCCAGGUAGAAUGUGUUUGUCAGUCACACAAGUCUGAAUAUUAGCUGGAAAGGAGUCCUACAUGUAUUGUUGUAGUGGGGACAAUGGCGAACAUGCAUUCUGAAGAAUCAGGACAUUGUUGGUUCACACCUGGCUCCAGUUGGAGGGACAGAUCAGCUAAUUAGUAAAGAUGUUCCAACCAGAUUAAGGUAUCACAAACGUCAGAUGAUUAUUUUCUGUCUCUCAGACCUUCAAUGUAGGAUGGCUGCAUAUUAGGCACCAACGCUUACCGUCUUUCUUCUCUCUGCCUGCCUUUCUCUCACUCUUUCUUUCUUUCUUUCUUUCUUUCUUUCUUUCUUUCUUUCUUUCUUUCUUUCUUUCUUUCUUUCUUUCUUUCUUUCUUUCUUUCUUUCUUUCUUUCUUUCUUUCUUUCUUUCUCUCUUAUGGAGAUAGAGUACUGCCAUCUCUCCUUCUCUCUCUCUCCCUCUCACACGCUCACUCCCCUGUCUCACGCCCCUCUCUCCCAUCUUUCUCUCUUUCUCUCUCCUCUCACUCACUCACUGUCUCCACACUCUUCACCUUAGUUUCAACCCCUUCCAUUUUUCAAGGCAGUGGUGAGAGAGAUAAUCUGCUGCUAACCUAAAUUCAUAGAAAGAAGUUGAGUUGAGUCUCAAUAUAACCUGAAAACCCUCUUGAGUCAAUUUCAGAAAUCUAAUUAGCAUAAUAAAAUAAUCCCCAUAAAAAUAUGUCUGUUUAAACUAGACAUAUCAGUUUUUUUGCAUGGGCUGUGUCUAUGACCACUCUAUGGAAAGGUGAGUCUUUCAUGAACACAUACAUGUUGGUUGUUUUGCUCUAGGAUGCCCACAAGACUCACCAGAAGAUAGCCCAGCACCAGUUUAAAAAUGAAUGGAAGUAUAUAUGGAAGUAGUUUAGUGCCUAUAAAAGUGUUAUAAAAAAAAGAAAUACUUUCCUGAUUUUUCUUAUAUCUCUCAGAUAUAGGACAGACACUUCAAAACAAACUUCCUUUAUAUUUUUUUGGGGGGGAGUGGGGACUAUCUGUUUUUCCUUGUAUGAAUGUGUUAUGCGGUUGGGUUAAAGGCAGAAGACACAUUUCAGUUGAAUGCAUUCAGUUGUACAACUGACUAGGUAUCCCCUUUCACUUCCCUUUCCCUUCUAUUGGCUAAUAGCAGUAAAGCCAAAUUCAAUGUUUCAGCAAAUAAUUUUUGUACAGUGCCUUCGGAAAGUAUUCAGAUCCCUUGACUUUUUCCACAUUUUGUUAGGUUACAGCCUUAUUCUAAAAUUGAUUAAAUUGUUUUUUCCCCUCAUCAAUCUACACACAAGACCCCAUAAUGACAAAACAAAAACACGUUUUUAGAAAUGUUUGCUAAUUGAUUAAAAAUAAAACACUGAAAUAUCACAUUUACAUAAGUGUUCAGACCCUAUACUCAGUACUUUGUUGAAGCACCUUUGGCAGCGAUCUUUUGGCUGUAGGCUCCACAUACUCUCUGCAUGAUCAGAUGACUUGUGUGACCAUUUGUCCGCCCAGACUGUACAUACAUGAACAUGAGCUGACCUGGCUGGGAGUCACAUUACGUUUUUCUAACAUAGGAUGCUGUAUGUGCACAUACUGUAUACUGUAGGAAAAUUAUCACUAUAGAUGACAGUGGAUUGUUUUGUGAUGGAGACUAAAUAUCACUCAACAUGUACUGUACAUUCAUAAAUAUGGGAACAUGGGAACAUGAUCUUGAAAACGUAAAAACAAAUUUGUCAUCAAUCAAUCAGGCAUAUCAUGUCACUACAAUGCUUACAGAUACAUUCAAUCUUGUGAUCUUCUAAUGUUUGAUAAAUGCAGAUACCUGGAUGCCAGUUUUAUGGGCUUUCAGAAAUCAUAUAGUGCAACUCCAUCUCAUUGGGCUACUUAUUGCAGUCCCUAAAAUACAGUGCCUUGUGGUUAAAAUAUCAAAUAGAAAGAGGAAUGUAUUUCAAAGGUCCAGUUGCUCCAAACAGCUAAGCUGUUGGCAAGCCAUGAGCGAUUUUCUAGAAACAUGCAUGUGAAGUGGAGCAACCAGUUGCUAUAUGUGCCACUGACUGUAGUAAAUACAUAAAUAAAAAGGAGGGACGCAUGUCUGGUCCGACAUACAGGCCCGGCCAUGAGCACUAUUGUUGUCUAUUUCCAUACACCUUGACAACUGUCCACACUCAGAGAACAUGAACAAGAUUGUACAGAUUUAAGCGCUUAAUACACCACCAUCCAUCCAACCAUCCAUCCACAACACGGAGCAAAGUACAGAGAGAUCCUUGAUGAAAACCUGCUCCAGAACGUUCAGGACCUCAGACUGAGCAGGACAACAACCCUAAGCACACAGCCAAGACAACGCAGGAGUGGCUUCGGGACAAGUCUCUGAAUGUCCUUGAGUGGCCCAGCCAACUUGAAACCCAUUGAACAUCUCUGGAGAGACCUGAAAAUAGCUGUGCAGCAAUGCUCCCCAUCCAACCUGACAGUGCUUGAGAGGAUCUGCAGAGAAUAAUGGGAGAAACUCCCCAAAUACAGGUGUGCCAAGCUUGUAGCGUCAUACCCAGGUGGAAACAGGAUGUACCUGAGCUCAAUUUAGAGUCUCAUAGCAAAGGGUCUGAAUAAGAUAUUUCUGUUUUUUUAUUUUUAAUAAAUGUGCAAACAUUUCUAAAGACCUGUUUUCACUUUGUCAUUAUGGGGUAUUGUGUGUAGAUUGCAGAUGUUUUUUAAAUAUUUUUUAUCCAUUUUAGAAUAAGGCUGUAACGUAACAAAAUGUGGAAAAGUCAAGGGGUCUGAAUACUUUCCGAAGGCACUGUAUAUAUAUUUGUUUUAUACUUAAAGGGGUCCUAACUACUUACAGUUACAGUUCAUGUAAGGAAAUUAGUCAAUCAAAAUGAAUUCAUUAGGCCCUAAUCUAUGGAUUUCAUAUGACUCGGAAUACAGAUAUGAAUCUGUUGGUCAUAGAUACCUUAAAAAAUGGUAGACACGUGGAUCAGAAAACCAGUCAGUAUCUGGUGUGACCACCAUUUGCCUCAUGCCUCAUGCCUCUCCUUCGCAUAGAGUUGAUCAGGCAGUUGAUUGUGGCUUGUGGAAUGUUGUCCCACUCCUAUUCAAUGGCUGUGAAAAGUUGCUGGAUUUUGCAGGAACUAGAACACGCUGUCGUACACGUCGAACCAGAGCAUCCCAAACAUGCUCAAUGGGUGACAUGUCUGGUGAGUAUGCAGGCCAUGAAAGAACUGGGACAUUUUCAGCUUCCAGGAAUUAUGUAAAAAAAAAAUUUUUGGUAAUGAAUAUAAGCUACAAGAUAGAGAGGGUAAUUCACCUAUUACAAACAGCCUAUGUGAAUGCACCCGUACACGCAGCUGUUUUACCAAAAUAAUGCAAAUGCUGAAAGUAGUAGCCUAGUUAUUAUUAUUCAUGCAUGCAAACAAAAAAUUAUACUGAAUAGCAGUUUGGCUUAGAAUACCAACACUACUGUGAAUGUGAACGAAUUAAUGCGAAUGGAACAAAACAGCGGUACAAAGUAGGCCUAGUAAACAAAAUGUCAGAUCAAUAUGAAACAAUCUAUAUUUAGGCUAGUUACAUUAACAGUAAAUAAACGCACUAAACAAAAAGCAAAUGGAGAUCCAAAUAACCAAAACAUAGCCUACAGCCUAUUGCAGUGAGAUGUAGCCAUGCACAGCUGUCUUGCCAAACAAAUAGGCCUAUAGGCCCACUUCAAACAUGGAAAACCAUGCUGCUCAUGAGUACAGCAACACGUGAUAUGACACAAUACACUUCUGUGGAUUAAAUUCCACCCACUUAAUCAGUUAAGCAAUGCCAGCCUACCAUAAACACGUUUCCAAUACGUACAGUUCCAUUUACAACCACAAAAACCAAUAGGCUUCCAAGAAAAUCAUAAUAGAAUGUAUUUAUUUCUAUGAUGAAACAUACCGAUAUGUAGCUACACCCAGGGGUGUCAUUUGGGUUCUUGCAUUGGAAUUAAAUUGAAUUCUGCAGCCACUCUCUUCCAAUGAACCAGUUGCUAUUACAUGAACAUCUUUUAACAAAAACCCGCGGCUAGGGUAGGAUUCUAGGCUAACCUGGGCUGGCUCCUCUGUUCCAAGAUCAUCAGGAACAGUAGGAGGUGGAGGGGCCUGUGGAGACAUUAUCCUGGCGGCACUUGUGGAAGGGUGGGUAGGCUCUGUAUGCGGAGCUAUCUGGAGCUCGGCAGCAUCAUCGCUGCUGGGCUUGGCGGUGGGCUCGGUGGUUUGAUGCUGCUGUUGCUCAUUACUCUCCUUCUCCUUUUGGCUUUGUUUGGGUACUUUGGCAAAGCCAAUUUCUGAUAUCCAUCGUGGCAGUAGCAUAUUAGCUGGUUCGAGCUAGCUAAAUAGGCUAAUGCUUAUAACACUAACACUUUUUACAGCUAGCUAAGACGCUAACUAAACUCUGUAGUGGUGGGGCGUGAGGCAGAGUUGUGUGCUUCAAUGGUAAACUUUUUAUAAAUCAAAAUCAAAUAUUACAGGCAGAGGCAUAUCACAAUAUUCACUUAGCCUACCACAGAUGAGAAGCAUUUUGCCCACUUUUUAUGGAAACCCAUAGGAGUCUGUAGCACCCCAGUGGCUUUCCAUAGCCCUCCUACACACACUGCGACACACUCUGUCCAUUGUGCCGACACAGCACAGCAGAGAUGCAGAUUUUGCACCAACCUGGCACUCAUCAUUUGAACUUUCUUGCUAUUUUUAUAUAGGUACAUAAAACUAAAACUGAGGGUGCACAAGUUUCAACUGAGGGGGCCCCCUUGUGGAUCCGGGCCCGCAUACAUUCACUUUAUAGUAUCUCAUUGACCACCCAUAUGUAGUUGGCUGAAAAAAUGACAUCUGCAUGUUCUGUAGUGCCAUACACUAUCAUCUUUUCAUUUCAACUUCCCACAACAAUGCACAUCUUUAGCGCAUGCAAAGUUGAGCAUUCUUCUCUUGUUGCUACACUUCUACAGGCAGACUGUGUCCCGCAGGUAUAGAGGGUUGGGACGAGAAUGUUAUCCACUUUCCUCAAAGAGGAUUACAGCCUCAGGCAGCUUAUCUUCAUAAAGGGUGAGGGUAAGGAGAGCCCUGUUGUCUCCAGCAGCCAUCUGUCUGCCCAGUGUAGAGCUGAGAGGGGUUGCUCUCACUGAAGUUAAGCGGGAAUUCAGCAACUCUUGGAGGACAGUGGAAGUUGAUUAAAAUGCUUCUUUAUUGUUAAAACCAAAACAUUCUGGUCCUUAACCUUCAUCAGGGUUGCUCUCACUCACAUAAGGGCUAAUGGAGGGGAUGCUAGGAGUGGAUGUGUUUCUGUACCCUGAUGGACUGAGAAUUGCUACACCAGAGGAUAUUAGGCAAUGGGAGCUGGACACCGCCAGCCAGGUGUCAAGUCAGGUGUCUCAGGAACCCCCCGUCCGGCUCUUUGUGGCUCUUUUCCCAUACAACCCUGCUGCGAUGUCCCCAAACCCUGAGACCGCCGCCGAGGAGCUCCCUUUUGUGCCAGGACAGAUCAUCAAGGUAAUGUACUGAGUAGUUUAUCUCUACUAUAGCAUAUCAACCGUUGUGCUCAGUUGGUAGAGCAUGGUGCUUGCAACGCCAAGGUUGUGGGUUCGUUUCCCACGGGGGGCCAGGGGGGCCAGUAUGAAAAUAUAUGCACUCACUAACUGUAAGUCGCUCUGGAUAAGAGCGUCUGCUAAAUGACUAAAAUGUAAAUGUUGUGUUAUAACUGUUUAUACCAGGUGUUUAAACUGUCUAUAAACUAAUGAUUGACAGUUUGUAAACAACGUAUAAACUCCUUUUUAAAUACUACUUUUUUGUAUACCUUAUGUAAAGAGUUACCUCCCAUUUUAAAGGGGGUAUAUAUGAUCAAACCAAGUUAAUAUGAGGUAGGCAGAUUAUAAUCAGUUAUACAGUAUAUUGGAUUUUAUUUUUUAUCAGUCCUAGAUGCUGGUGUUUCCUGUUUGUUCUCUGUUAAUGCGUAGGCCUACUUGAUGUGCAAAAGCUGUGGUUUCCUCAUUUCCUGUCAUCAUUUGCAACUGGUUGAUGUUGACCUGAUAACUUUCCACUCAUGUUCCUUUCUUUUACACAUGCACAGUAGAGCUGUAUCAUUACCAAACAAAUCUCAUGAUAGCAAAAUGGCUGACUCCUGUCUCUGUCUCUGCCAGGUGUUUGGAGAUAAAGACGAUGAUGGUUUCUACCAUGGGGAGUCUGGUGGUCUGUCUGGUGUCGUGCCUAGUAACAUGGUAUCUGAGAUCCCAGUGGAUGAUGACUACCUCAAGCAUCAGCUAAUGCAGCAGGGUUUCCUGCCUGUCGACCACACCUGUACAGGUAUCUCUUUCUCUCACUCUCUCUCACACUCUCUUUUGCUCUCUCUGAAAUAAUGUAUAUUAAAAAGAAUCAGAGAUUUCUUAAUGAUGACAAAUGAGAUCUGGUGUGCCUCCCAAACGCACCCUAUUCCCUAUAUACACUAGGGCCCUGGGGAUAAGUAGCACAUUAUAUAGGGAAUAGGGUGCCGUUUGGGAUGCAGUCCUAGACUAUGAUCUAAUCCUUCAACUCUUGAACUCUGUGUUUCCCAUCAGAUCCCAGUGAGGAGUCUAGCGUGCUAGAUGACUUGGUCGUCCGCAGGAUGGUGGCCAUCUUUGAGUAUGACCCUUGGGAAAGUUCCCCCAACAUGGACAGCAACGUGAGUGUGGAAACUCCACAUGGAUGUCCAAAUCCACUUUAACUUUCUUAUUUUGGUCUUUUGAAUUUAGUGAACUCCAUUUCUGAGGUAAUCACAGUUAUAGGGCCUCACUGUGCAUAUUACAGCUACACCAAAUGAACAGUAACUUUUCCCCCAAAACAUUUUCUUGUAGGCUGAGCUCGCCUUCCGUGCAGGGGACAUAAUAUAUGUGUUUGGUGAUAUGGAUGAAGAUGGAUUCUAUUAUGUGAGUGCUGGUUAAGUAGUCUUUGGAGAAAUGUUACCUUGUUUUCCAUUGGUUGUAUAUCUAAAUGACGACUGCUUUGCCAAUGUCUAAUCUCCAUCCAGGGGGACCUUCAUGGGCUGAGAGGCCUGGUGCCAUCCAACUACCUGGAACCACUACCAUGGGAAUAG
Messenger RNA from Coregonus sp. 'balchen', 12218 nucleotides. NCBI's taxonomy places the organism in Eukaryota, Metazoa, Chordata, Actinopteri, Salmoniformes, Salmonidae. The record is from the annotation of a GenBank genome assembly.